Molecule: messenger RNA, 1157 nt
Organism: Phyllopteryx taeniolatus (common seadragon)
Lineage: Eukaryota; Metazoa; Chordata; Actinopteri; Syngnathiformes; Syngnathidae
Gene: cimip5
Product: chromosome 13 C2orf50 homolog
Exons: 3
Coding region: 81-545 (154 amino acids)
Source: RefSeq, a predicted model, not a curated record
GAAACACAAACACACGGAAGUAAUGGCAGUGAUUUGAGUGUAUAUAGCUCUAAAUAAAUUCACGUUUACUCUUGAGCAAAAUGGACUUCGACAAUGUUAGGCGCGCGUCAUCUGCUGGCUACCGGUUACCGGAGCGGGCGAAAGGGACCGGGCCGAAAACAAAGCAAGUUGCACCUGCGGCCAAAAGUCAGCAGAGUGGAAAAGACACGAGGCCCACGGCGCGGGAUGCAGACGCCAGUGAUCCGGUCAAACGAGACCGAGCCUGGAAAGAAAUGGUGUGGAGCGAAAGGGCGGCGGUUCUGGAAUGGGAUAAGAAUUGGAGUUUCCUGCGGAAUUACGACCAGUUGGGAGAGUUGAAGACAGACGAGCCUUUACCUGAUAAUGCGUCGCUCUUUUCCGAUUGUGCCCCCAACACCACUAACCAAAUAUUUGGAAGCCGAUUGUCGACGCCACUGGGACGUGAACUGAUUAGACUAGACAGACUUCUAUCCUGGUCUGCAAGCCAUCACAAAUGCAAACAGGAUCCAGAGAUGAUGUCAUACUAGAUAACUCACUCUUCUUGACGCAUGAGUUGACCAAGGUGGGAUAUUCCUGUCCUUACAUGGUGCUCAGUUUUGUUUCAUUCGAUUUUCAGCUUGCCAUAACGGCAUUAGGUUUAUUUGUAAUCAGAAUGUAAUCUAUAUACAUAGUUACAAAGAAAAAUCCAUUGUUUUUUCAAAUAAUGUUCACCUCAUAUUCACCAAAAUGCAAUUUAACAAUAAGAUAAAUCCUGUUCAAACUGAUUUCCUUAUUUUGGGAGAAGCUAAUGCAAGCCUUUAUCUCAAGUAGGCUUGACUAUUGUAAUGGUCUUCCGACUGGAAUACCUAUUUAAGAGCAUUAAACAGCUGCAGCUCAUUCAGAACAAUGCAACUCAGGUUCUGACCAGAACAAAGAGAUCAGAACACAUUAGUCUCAUUCUAAAGUCCCUACACUGGCUCUCGGUCAGCUUUAGAAUAGAUUUUAAAGUUCUGCUACUGGUCUAUACAUCGCUAAAUGGUUUAAGGUCCUGAAUACAUUAAAGUAAUGCUAAUGGAGCAUAAACCCAGUAGGGCUCUGAGAUCUACACACUCAGGUCAGAUUGUCUAAAGCAAACAUGGUGAAGCAGCUUUUAGCGCUUA